Molecule: messenger RNA, 2002 nt
Organism: Ctenocephalides felis (cat flea)
Lineage: Eukaryota; Metazoa; Arthropoda; Insecta; Siphonaptera; Pulicidae
Product: protein NEDD1-like
Exons: 3
Coding region: 291-1913 (540 amino acids)
Biological process (GO): microtubule nucleation; mitotic cell cycle
Cellular component (GO): spindle pole; ciliary basal body; pericentriolar material
Molecular function (GO): gamma-tubulin binding
Source: RefSeq, a predicted model, not a curated record
UCAUUGUUUUGUCUUACUAUGCGAACCUUGAAAAUAACGGUUUGUCUUCUACUUGUCCAAUCAAAGAAUGCGUUUUUUGACAUUUAAAUUGAAUGAAACAUACAAAUUGUUAUUGUUGCAAUAAAUGAAAUACGAGCGCAUUUUUAAGAGAUAUGAGUAAUCGAAUCAUUGUAACAUGUAACACAGCUGAUUCAAGUUUUAUUGUUUCCAUAUAAAUUAUUCAAAAACUUCAUACACACACUAACAAUAUAAGAGCAAGAGCACAAGUGUUCACUGAUAGCAGAGAUACAAUGGCAUCGGGUGGCCAUAAUAUAGUAUUUUAUGAUACCAGCAAUUAUAAACCUCUAUGUGAAUAUGGAAGUUUCACAGAACCCGUUCAUUCUAUUGAUUGGAGUUAUGACUCCAAAUAUUUGCUAGUGGUUCCUUCCACAGGAUGUUGUGAAAUUGUGAGACCAUAUUUCUCAGAAGCCAAGGUUUUACAAAGUAUCAAAAUUCAUGGAGUAAAAUCUGCCGUGUUUUUCAAAAAUACUCACAGAUUUAUAGGCAUGGGCUUCGGUAAUGGCGAUGUGCAAAUAUGGGAUACAAAAAAGCAAGAGGUCAGCAAAACAAUGGUUUCAACUCACGCCAAUGUCAAUUGUAUUGAUAUUUCAUUCAAUGACAAUUAUAUGAGUGUUGGUUGUGAAGAUGGUCAUAUUAAUUUAUAUGGGUUAACAACCAACAAGAGGAUGCAGUCUCUAACCAUAAACUCAACAAGCUGGCCUAUAACAUCACUAAAAUAUAGUAGUAGAGAACAUGGAAUGUUUGGUGCAACAAAUGAUCAUGGUUUUGUAGCCAUCUGGGACGUAGUAAAGCGUAAAAAUCAUUUAUUUAUUGCCAAAAAUCAUUCAUCUAUUGCAUCUGGCAUUGCUUUAUCACCCAUUAAUACCAAUUUUUUUGUUUCUGUUGGCUAUGAUCAUUUAAUUUGUAUGUGUGAUUUACGGACCAAGCAAUCUGUUUGCAAUCGUGAGUCACCAUAUGCUUUAACAUCGGUUGACAUGUCAAGUGAUGGAAUAAUGAUGAUGUGUGGUCAUAGGAAAGGAGGAAUAUUGAUUUAUGAUUUACGGAAUAAUAAAGAACCUUUACUGAAUUUAUCAGAGCAUACUGGAGUCGUAUCAUCAGUAGCAUUUCAACAUGCUGUAAGAGAUAAUAAUAAAGAAAAAGGCCAUGAAACUAGCAUAGAACAAAAUUUGUCAUCGGACAAUAUAAGCAUUGAAAAAGUCAGUACAUCUGAUGAACAACAAGAUGAUAGUUUUCUCAAUCUUUUGGAUGAUAUGAAAGAAAAUACUUAUGUAUCUCCGAACAUUUUACAAACUCCAGCCAAAUGUGAAAUUGAUACUUUUAUGAAUGACCUAACUAGUCCCAAAGUAAGUGAACCAGAUUUGUUGUUAAAAAAUUUGACACCAAAGGAAUGCCGAAACCUUAAAUCGUCCAAUAUUAACUCUAAUGAAUAUCUAUCACCACUACCUUCAAUAAAUUAUGAAACAGCUUCUAGAAAUGAAAUAUUUAAAUCUACACCAAUUCCAGAAGAACUGAAAAAAGAAGAAGCUAAAGAAUAUUUAAAUUGUGAAGUAAACAAUGCUGAUUAUUUGGUUUUAAAAAAUGAGGUUGAAGAUAUGAAAAAACAUAUGAUGCAAAUGAUAGAAAUGCACAAAUCUAGCAUGUUACGUUUGCACAUGUUACUUUGCACGCAACAUAUAGAACUUAUGAAUAAACUUGAUAGUGGAUCGAUAACUACAGAUACAAUGCAAUUGAAAAAGGAAAUGAAAAGAUUACAAGAUGAAAAUGAAAUUUUGAGUUAUGAAAAUGGAAUUAUGAGAUCAGAACGAGAUAAGUAUUUAUCAGAGCCAAUUUCUUCAAAUGGCAUUGAUGAUUGAUUUUAAUUGCUUACAUUGUUGUAUAUUUACUAUAAAUAUUUUAAGCUAAUCAUAGUGAUUAAAUUGUUAAUAUAUGUUAUUUAAUAACU